Molecule: messenger RNA, 1051 nt
Organism: Prorocentrum cordatum
Lineage: Eukaryota; Dinophyceae; Prorocentrales; Prorocentraceae
Source: the annotation of a GenBank genome assembly
UCCCACGCGGUGUCAGAAACCAAUGCCGAAGUCCUCACGACACGAACCUGCCGUAGUCCCUCUCGCGGCGGUCCGCCCAGCCCCUCUCGAUGGCAUCCAGUUUGCAGCGAUUCGGCGGCACGGUGUGCCUGGCGGCGGGAGGCCCAGUCGUGCGCCAGCCCCACAGCUGUGUGCCUCAUGGUUGUGCGCGCCGCAUUCGCCACGUCGUUGUGCGUUCGUCGCCGCUUGGCUCAAGGCGCCGCGCUACGUCAGCGCCAGCGUAGGGGGGAAGAGUCCACCGCCCCGCGCGGCCUAUUCGAGCAGAGAUGGGUCACGGAGGCAACAACGUCAUCCCGAAUGUGCACUUUCGCAAGGUCAACGGCAUGAUGGGCCCCGGCCGCUGGAACCGCCACAUGAUGAAAACCUGGCUGGACCAGGCUGGCCGCAAGAAGCGGCGCGCCCUGAACCGCAAGACGCGCGCGGCGAAGCUGUCGCCCCGCCCCGCCGCGGGUUUGCUGAGGCCGGUGGUGCACCCGCCCACGCAGCGGUACAACAUGAAGCUGCGCCUAGGCAAAGGCUUCACCCUCGACGAGCUGAAGGAGGCGAAGAUCCCAGUCAAGAAGGCCAUGACCAUCGGCAUCGCUGUGGACCACCGCCGCCGCAACCGCUGCGCCGAGAGCCUGCAGGUCAAUGUGGACAGGCUGAAGCUGUACAUGUCCAAGCUGCUGGUCUUUCCCCGCAAGUCGGGCAAGAAGGGCGUCAAGAAGGGCGACACACCCAAGUCGGAGCUGCAGAAUGUCGCGCAGAACACCCUCAAGGAGAUCAUCCCGAUCCCGAAGCCCAGCACGGAGCUCGAGUCCCGCGCCAUCACUUCCGCCGAGAAGGAGGCCUCCGUCUACAAGAAGCUCAAGAAGGCUCGCACCGACCUCAAGUACGACGGCGCCAAGCGCAAGAAGGCCAACGCAGGCAAGGAGGAGUGAUGACUCGGCGGAGCCCGGGGCCCGGCGUGCGCAGGCGGCGGGGAAGGGUGCCCGCCCGCCCGAUUCGUCAGAAAGAGGUGGCAGCGAGCGUG